Molecule: messenger RNA, 2878 nt
Organism: Odobenus rosmarus divergens (Pacific walrus)
Lineage: Eukaryota; Metazoa; Chordata; Mammalia; Carnivora; Odobenidae
Gene: EPAS1
Product: endothelial PAS domain protein 1
Exons: 16
Coding region: 70-2676 (868 amino acids)
Biological process (GO): cellular response to hypoxia; regulation of transcription by RNA polymerase II
Cellular component (GO): transcription regulator complex; nucleus; cytoplasm
Molecular function (GO): protein dimerization activity; RNA polymerase II transcription regulatory region sequence-specific DNA binding; DNA-binding transcription factor activity, RNA polymerase II-specific
Source: RefSeq, a predicted model, not a curated record
GAAGGCGGCGACUGCAAUCCCCACCGGCCGGGGAGCUCAGGUGUCACGUUUGAGAGCGCCACGGUGACAAUGACAGCUGACAAGGAGAAGAAAAGGAGUAGCUCGGAGAGGAGGAAGGAGAAGUCCCGGGAUGCUGCCAGGUGCCGGCGGAGCAAAGAGACGGAGGUCUUCUACGAGCUGGCCCAUGAGCUGCCCCUGCCGCACAGCGUGAGCUCCCACCUGGACAAAGCCUCCAUCAUGCGGCUGGCCAUCAGCUUCCUGCGCACACACAAGCUCCUGUCCUCAGUUUGCUCUGAAAAUGAGUCUGAAGCUGAGGCUAACCAACAGAUGGACAACUUGUACCUAAAAGCGUUGGAGGGUUUCAUUGCCGUGGUGACCCAAGAUGGCGACAUGAUCUUUCUGUCAGAAAACAUCAGCAAGUUCAUGGGACUCACACAGGUGGAGCUAACCGGACACAGUAUCUUUGACUUCACUCAUCCCUGUGACCAUGAGGAGAUUCGUGAGAACCUGAGUCUCAAAAGUGGCUCUGGUUUCGGGAAGAAAAGCAAAGACAUGUCCACAGAGCGGGACUUCUUCAUGAGGAUGAAGUGCACAGUCACCAACAGAGGCCGGACUGUCAACCUCAAGUCAGCCACCUGGAAGGUCUUGCACUGCACUGGCCAGGUGAAGGUGUACAACAACUGCCCCCCUCACAGUGGUCUCUGCAGCUACAAGGAGCCCCUGCUCUCCUGCCUCAUCAUCAUGUGCGAACCCAUCCAGCACCCAUCACACAUGGACAUCCCCCUGGACAGCAAGACCUUCCUCAGCCGCCACAGCAUGGACAUGAAGUUCACCUACUGUGACGACAGAAUCACAGAACUAGUUGGUUACCACCCUGAGGAACUGCUUGGCCGCUCAGCCUAUGAGUUUUACCAUGCUUUGGACUCAGAGAACAUGACCAAAAGUCACCAGAACCUGUGCACCAAAGGGCAGGUGGUGAGCAGCCAGUACCGGAUGCUUGCAAAGCACGGGGGCUACGUGUGGCUGGAGACCCAGGGGACAGUCAUCUACAACCCUCGCAACCUGCAGCCCCAGUGCAUCAUGUGCGUGAACUACGUCCUGAGUGAGAUCGAGAAGAACGACGUGGUGUUCUCCAUGGACCAGACGGAAUCCCUGUUCAAGCCCCACCUGAUGGCCAUGAACAGCAUCUUUGACAGCAGUGGGGAGGUGGCGGUGUCUGACAAGAGUAACUACCUGUUCACCAAGCUGAAGGAGGAGCCCGAGGAGCUAGCCCAGCUAGCGCCCACUGCAGGAGAUGUCAUCGUUUCUCUGGAUUUCGGGAGCCAGAGCUUCGAGGAGGCCUCAUCCUACGGCAGCACCCUGCUGCCCCCAAGCCAGCCGUGGACCAGAGAGCCGAGGAGCCAGAGCGAGCCGGGGAGCCUGCCCGCCUUCACCGUGCCCCAAGCGGCGGCCUCCGGCAGCGCCACCCCAAGUGGCAGCAGCAGCAGCAGCAGCAGCAGCUGCUCCACGCCCAGCAGCCCCGGAGACUAUUACACAUCCCUGAAUGAUGAUCUGAAGAUUGAAGUGAUCGAGAAGCUCUUCACGAUGGAUACAGAGGCAAAGGACCAGGGCGGCACCCAGACGGACUUCAGUGAGCUGGACUUGGAGACCCUGGCACCUUACAUCCCCAUGGACGGUGAAGACUUCCAGCUCAGUCCCAUCUGCCCCGAAGAGAGGCUCCUGCCGGAGAAGCCGCAGUCCACCCCCCAGCACUGCUUCAGCACCAUGACGAACAUCUUCCAGCCACUGGCGCCGAUGGCCUCCCAUGGGCCCUUCCUCCUGGACAAGUAUCAGCAGCAGCUGGGAAGCAAGAAGAUAGAGCCUGAGCACCAGCCUAUGUCCUCCAUCUUCUUUGAUGGCGGGAGUAAGGUGUCACUGGCACCGUGCUGUGGUCAAACCAGCACCCCUCUCUCCUCCAUGGGAGGCAGAUCCAACACCCAGUGGCCCCCUGACCCACCAUUACAUUUUGGGCCCACUAAGUGGCCUGCUGCAGAUCAGCACACGGAGUCCUUGGGGCCAUCACUGUUGGGCGCCCCCAUCACCUCACCUCAUCUCUCCAUGUUCAAGAAAAGGUCUGCAAAGGGCUUUGGGCCCCAAGGCCCAGAUGUGCUGAGCCCAGCCAUGGUAGCCCUGGCCAACAAGCUGAAGCUGAAGCGACAGCGAGAAUAUGAGGAACAAGCCUUCCAAGACAUGAGCGGGGGGGACCCAUCGAGCAGCAGCACCUCGCAUCAGGUGUGGAAAAGGAUGAAGAGCCUCAGGGGCAACGUGAGCUGCCCUCUGAUGCCCAACAAACUGCUGAGCGCAAACCUCCCCAGUGACGAGUUCACCCAAAAUCCCAUGAGGGGCCUCGGACAGCCCCUGAGGCACCUGCCACCACCACCCUCUGCCGGGAGCCGUGGGGAGAACGCCAAGAGGGGGCUCCCCCCGCAGUGUUACGUGCCUCCAUACCAGGACUACAGCCUGCCCUCGGCUCACAAGGUGUCAGGCAUGGCCAGUCGGCUGCUCGGGCCCUCCUUUGAGCCCUACCUGCUGCCCGAAUUGACCAGAUAUGACUGUGAGGUGAAUGUUCCGGUGCCAGGAAGCUCCACGCUCCUGCAAGGAGGGGACCUCCUCAGAGCCCUGGACCAGGCCACCUGAGCCAGGGCUCCCCCUUGGGCGGCUCCCCACCAACCCCCCGCCCCCCCGGCCCACACCGCCCUGCCAGCUUCACUCUCUACGUCUACUUUUGCAACUAGGUAUCUCUAACACCAACACACUUUUUACAAGAUGUACCUACCUGGCAAACCUGCCCACGUCACCAAGUAGUGGCCUUUUUCUAAAGAUGCUCACUUUAGUAGCU